This is a messenger RNA of Aspergillus sclerotioniger CBS 115572, 1500 nucleotides long. RefSeq names its product signal recognition particle receptor subunit beta. Bases 122 to 1084 code for a protein of 320 amino acids. The record is from RefSeq and is a predicted model, not a curated record. NCBI's taxonomy places the organism in Eukaryota, Fungi, Ascomycota, Eurotiomycetes, Eurotiales, Aspergillaceae. The transcript has 2 exons.
UCAUACAUUAUCCUAUUACCUUCUGCCUUUCCCCGGUUAGGUGAAUACCCUUCAUAUCAGUCUGAUCUCUAGCUUGGUUAUACCAUACCGUCCACGGAGUUUCACGUGAGCAUUAUAAAACAUGCAUUAUCACGGAGAUUGGACGUCCGUUGAGGGAAUAGCCACUAGCUUGCUUGACGGCAAUCCCAUUGCGAUUGCAGUCACGCUCUUCAUUGCUUUUGGCCUCCCUGUUCUGCUGCACCUGAUCUUCUACCAGACAGUUGCAUCUCCGCCCUCCAGCAACUUUUUACUCCUAGGUCCCAGUGGGGCUGGCAAGACCGCGCUUCUAACUCUGCUGGAAACCAAGUCGUCACAUCUUGCCCGGAAAGACUCGCGGCUCACACAUACGUCACAAACGUCCACUGUAGCUACGAUCAGUCUUCCUGCCUCGAUCCCCACGGCUUCUAACCGUUACCGUUCUGUCAAUGACACCUCCCUCAAGGAUAUCUCCAAGAACCCCGUCAAGUACCUCCUGAGAGAUACCCCCGGCCAUGGAAAACUGCGAGGAUCGCAGGGACUUGCAACAUUGUUAUCAAUGUCGGCAUCAAAGGAUGUGAAGUCUAGGCUGCGUGGUGUCCUUUUCAUGGUCGAUACCGCUGCUCUUUCGGAGGCCGAAGCGCUGCGAGACACAGCUUCUUAUCUUUAUGAUGUGCUCUUGAUCCUUCAGAAGAGGGCCCUUAAGAAAGGCAAAUCUUCGAUGAAAGCAGCCUCUGAGAUUCCUGUUCUCGUCAUCGCCAACAAGCAAGAUCUUUUCACAGCUUUACCGCCAGGCUCAGUGCGUGAAAAGCUAGAGGCUGAGAUUGACAGAAUUCGCAAAUCUAGGAGCAAAGGUCUCAUAGACGCUAGUGUAGACUCUGGGGUUCAUGAGGACGAGGAUGAUAUUCUGGGCAGCACCGACACGCGCAUUAAGUUCACCUUUGGCAGCCUGGAAGAUGAGAUUGGACUGACUCUUGACAUUGUCGGUGGCGCCGUCAAAAGUGAUGAUGAGGGCAACCUUGGGGCCGGUGUCAAAAAGUGGGAGGAAUGGAUCGGUCAAUGCCUGUGAGCGAUGGUCCUACUUAUCAGCCGGGCUACUGGUAGCGCUACUGGGCCUUGUCGCGGAUUGAAACGAACACCAAACAAUUCUUGGAUAUGCAAUACUUUUUCACGGUUCGAGAUCGUACAUAUUCUCUGGUGCAAAACGAUCAUCCUAGGCCGAAAUUGGAGGUCUAAGGACCAUGAGUAUAACAUACUCUUAUUCAACUCUGACUCAGCCACAGCAUAAAUCGGUGAAUAAAUCUGUGGUUGCGCAUGGCUUGGAAAUGGAGAUGUAGUUUGACCUCGAAUGCCGUCGACUCGUAUCUUGUCAUUUGCAGCUAAACACAUGGUGGUCGCGCGCCGUCCUGGGAGCUUUGUCCGAGGAUGAAAACGACAUAACGAAAGCCGCUCACAAACCCUUUCCAACAUACUCAUCCCAGGCUU